ACAAAUUGAAAACAUAACAAGCCACAGAUUUAAACAAAACUAAAAUCUGUAUAUAUACACAAUUUGUAAAUAAAGUAUGCAAAAGACAAGCGUAGAGGUUAAGACGCAUGUUGUCCCGAUUGCGUCAAAGCCUACUAGGGACGUGGAUGACGGUGGCGGUGGCAGCGCUAGCAGUGGCGGAAGUGUAAAUCGUAUCAUUGUAAACGCAGCGCUUGCUCCGACUGAGACACGCAUACGAAUCAAUAAAUGGCGCGUACGCGAAGGGCAAAAUGUUUCGGCGGCACAAAUUUUGUUUUUAUAUCAGCAGCUAGGUGAGGAUGGCAAGCCCAUUAAAAAGGGCGAUUCGACGUUUUUGAAAUACAAAUCAAAUCGUGCCGGAGUGGUCAAAAAGCGGCUUCGCAAGGAAGGCGAAAUAGUGAUAAAAGGAGAUGCGCUGUUGGAGUUAUCCGAAUGCAUACACACAACCGUUAUUAAGGAUAUGUGCGCAGACUGCGGCGCAGACUUAAGGCAGAACGACAAUGGCCAAACAUCUGAGGCCUCCGUUCCAAUGGUGCACACAAUGCCCGAUUUGAAAGUAACCCAGAAACUAGCUCAAAAGCUUGGGCAUGAUGACACACGACGCUUGCUCACCGAUCGCAAGCUGGUGCUGCUGGUGGAUCUCGAUCAGACAGUGAUACACACAACCAAUGACACAGUGCCAGAUAAUAUAAAGGGCAUCUAUCACUUUCAAUUGUACGGCCCACAGUCGCCGUGGUAUCACACUCGCCUGAGGCCGGGCACAGCGGAGUUCCUGGAGAAAAUGUCAAAGCUUUAUGAGCUGCACAUUUGCACCUUUGGUGCUCGUAAUUAUGCACAUAUGAUUGCUCAGCUGCUUGAUCCUGAUGGAAAGUUCUUCUCCCAUCGUAUUUUGUCGCGCGAUGAGUGCUUCAAUGCCACAAGCAAAACGGAUAAUCUCAAAGCGCUGUUUCCCAAUGGCGAUUCCAUGGUCUGCAUUAUAGAUGAUCGUGAGGAUGUUUGGAAUAUGGCAUCCAAUUUGAUACAAGUGAAACCCUAUCAUUUCUUUCAACAUACCGGAGAUAUAAAUGCGCCGCCUGGGCUAUCCAAGCACGAGUUAGAUGGCGAAGGCGUCGACUUCAAGGAAAUUGAUAAAAUUGCCGAAAAGAAAGCAGAAGUCUCAAAUAAGCCAUCGGACAAAGAGCAGGAGCCAAAAACUGAAGAUACGAAGGAUAAGGACGACAACACCGUCUCCAGCACAAGCAAGGAUGAAGAGGGCAACGAGGAGGACUCCUCUGUGGACAUAUUUGAUCUAGGCAGCGACACAAAAGAUGCGAUGGAUACUAAAGAGCCCGCUGUGAAUAAUAGCUGUGAAAAAUUGAAUGGCAAGGCAACCACAACAGCCGAAGAGACUCUGAAUGUAGAUGAGAACUCAUCCGGUUUGCCAGAAACUGAAGCUCAGAGCAGCGGCAACAAAGGCAGCGAUAGCGAUGAGAUUAAUGUCAUUGAUGAAGUACCCAUGGACAGCUCAAAAGCUGAAAAACUGCCGCCCAAGAGGGAGGAUGACGAGAGCAUCGCGUCGUCAACUAGCGGCGAUGAGAAACAAGUGGCGGAAGCUGACGAAGAGGCAGCUAAAGCUACCACCGAUAAUGUGGCCACAACUUCGCAGAUGAAAAUUACAACUGAUGGACAGAAACAAAUUGAAAUUGAGGAUCCCGAUGACUAUUUACUGUAUCUGGAGGUCAUAUUGAGGAACAUACACAAGCGUUUCUAUGCCAUAUAUGAUGAGACCACUGAGAUACCCGAUCUGAAGAUCAUUGUGCCGAAAAUACGUUGUGAAGUGCUGCGCGGUCAAGUUCUAGUCUUUUCCGGAUUGGUGCCGACCCAGAUGAAGUUGGAGCAAUCGCGUGCCUAUUUUAUAGCUAAAAGCUUGGGAGCCGAGGUCCAGUCAAACAUCAGCAAGGAUGUAACACAUCUGGUGGCCGUCAAUGCCGGCACCUAUAAAGUGAAUGCGGCCAAGAAGGAGCCGAACAUUAAGGUAGUUAAUGCCAAUUGGUUGUGGGCCUGUGCCGAACGCUGGGAGCAUGUUGAUGAGCGCCUCUUUCCGCUCGAUCGCAAGGUGCGCAAUAAGGGCCGACAACCGCCUGCUCAUUGCCACAGUCCCGAGCAUGUAGUGAACUAUAAUGAGAGAUCGGAGAUAUCGCCGUCGAGCAGCAUGCAGCAAGAGCAAGGUGGAAAUUUCCGUGAAACACUUAAUCCGCUGCUGGUGUUCACCAAUGCGGACAUCGAGUCCAUGAACAAGGACUACGAGACAUUCUUCGAGUCGGAUUCCUCCAGCGACGAGGGCCCUGUCAACUUUGAAAAUCCGCCCAUGGACAAAAAGUUGUUGAAGCGUAAGCGCGAGGAUGAAACUUCAAAUCGUGCUCAUGAUUUCUUUACUCGCUCCGAGGAUGUGAUGUUGGGUACGGCCACCGGAGUAGUCGAAUUCGAUAAGAAUUCCUCCAAUGACGAGGACGAGCCUGAGGAUGAGGAAAAGGAGGAAGAAGAAGACGAUGAUGAAGUGCCAAGUGCUAAAUUUCGACGUGGCGAGGAAUUGCCAUCGGAUUUGGAAAUGGGCUCGGAUUCCAACAGCGAAAACAACCAGGAAGAUGACGGUGAUGAUGGCGAAUGGAAUAUGAUGGGCGCCGCAUUGGAGCGUGAAUUUCUUGGACUAGAAGAUUAGCCAUAUCAAUCCGAACUGGACAUCGAGCAGAAAACCAAUUGCGGUGCACUCAAAACCAAAAGUCGAGCACAGCGAAUAGCAUUUGGAAGACUUGGAAGUAGCUGGCGAUAAUAAUGUUCAAUGCACUUUUGACAUUUGUACAUGUACCUACUCUU
This is a messenger RNA of Drosophila arizonae, 2871 nucleotides long. It is a transcript of the gene Fcp1, whose product is annotated as RNA polymerase II subunit A C-terminal domain phosphatase Fcp1. Gene Ontology annotation, molecular function: RNA polymerase II CTD heptapeptide repeat phosphatase activity. Gene Ontology annotation, cellular component: nucleus. The record is from RefSeq and is a predicted model, not a curated record. NCBI's taxonomy places the organism in Eukaryota, Metazoa, Arthropoda, Insecta, Diptera, Drosophilidae.